Messenger RNA from Aspergillus thermomutatus, 2232 nucleotides. RefSeq lists its product as uncharacterized. NCBI's taxonomy places the organism in Eukaryota, Fungi, Ascomycota, Eurotiomycetes, Eurotiales, Aspergillaceae. The coding region runs from base 1 to 2232 and encodes 743 amino acids. The record is from RefSeq and is a predicted model, not a curated record. The transcript has a single exon.
AUGGACGGUUUAUCCUUCAAAAGUCCCUCCCCUGAGCCAAAGCUUCAGAUGCUACCCAGCCCUGUCUCGAGCGAGAUCCUAGAAACGUCCAAGCCACAAAGCCAUCCGUCAAAAGAUUCUGAUGCAAGCCACACCCCUGUGAUCUUCGAUUGCGUACGGCAGACUUCUAUGGGAGGUGCCAAUGGCAUGAUGCAGAUAGAUCACCACCUGUCAGCAGCUGAAGGACAGCAGAUCUGGGAAAAUGCAGCGACGGUAGGCCUCGAGGAGGCUUGCGAAUCCACCAUGUUUGCAGGCGAAAGGCCAGGAGGUGGAGGAACAUCAGAAGAUAUACAGCUCCAGAAGGACUUGAAUAUACCGAACCUUGCCAACCAUAAUAAUCCCUCCCAGGGGGAAGAACCAACUUCACAUUCCACCCAAUCAGCAGAACCUGAGAUGUCGGAAGAACAAGCUGAGUGGCCGGUUACCGAAGCUCCAGCCGAGGAGAAUACAGCAGUUCGUCUAUCAUCUCGACCAUCAAUCUCCCCGUCGGCAACCUGCUAUUUUUCGUAUACAAAUGACGUAGCAUGUGAAGCGUCCCUCCAAUGUUCUAAUAAGGAUUCAGAAGAGUCAGACGCCCAUCAUUCAGCUCAACAGUUCCAUUCCUACAGCACUGAGGGACAGGUCAACAAAAGAUCACUCAGCGACAUAACUGUUGAAGCAGGCAUCGUAUCAACGAACCAAAAUGUUCCAACACCAGCAGUGCCUGAUUCGCAGCUUAUCACAGAACAAGGGCAAUCCCCCAGUAGGCUCCAGCAGAGCAAUAGACGAGCUUUUAUAGUCGGCGAUAGUGGUUCGACUGCAACGAAUCAGAAUCGGCUUUUAACCAAUACUUCUCCCACCGCGACCAAUCAACCUUUACAGCAGAGGAAAAGGAAACGCCAGCUUAGCAACGGGAGUCUCGUCAAAGCCACACAGUUCGAGGAACAGCAGAAGCAGCCCGCGGUACCGUCAUCUACUACUCUGGGUUCUUUGGCCGCGUUCAUGGAGACAAGGGGUCGAAACGAGAAACGGCAUACGGUGACACAAAGCCCAUACUUCCCAGGCAAAAAGUCAAUUGAUGACGUUUCCAAGCAACAAAGUGAUGCAGUAAGCACCGAGAAGCCCGCAAGCUGCCUAAAAGAGUCGGACAAAAGCGACAACGGCCCAGACAUAAUCCAGACAACCACACAACUACCUCGCUUUGAGCAGCGGACGGGAGAACGCCCUAUUCUGUUCUUAUCAACCGCCCUUCUGAAGAGUCAUCUUCGGCUCGUACGAUGUCUUGAAGGAAUGGCAUGCCAGCCAGCAAUCGUAUAUAGAGACUAUAAUCACAAUAAUCCGGGCAGUGAGCCUCAGGGCAAGCAUACGACCUUUCGCAUGAACAGCAAUCCCACUCUUCAAAUCGAAGCAGAUAUCAUAAUCUCGCCGAGUACUGGGAUAAUAUUGACAACAUCACAGGCGACAACGCAACUAUAUCUGCCCGGCCAUAAGUUCGCUCGUCCUGAGAUGAGCAUUGAAUGCAUCAACUCGCCACUCCGAGAACGCAUCUUCCUUCUCGCUCCUCGAUAUGAACGAGUCUACCUGUUCAUAUGCCAUAGUGCACCAUCUUCCAAGAAGUCGCAAGUCAAACAAUCAGGCCCGACAGCAGACAAGCGAGUGUUGGCAUCCAUCACCUCCAUGACUGCUUUUUGCAACUCCAUGUCCACCUAUGCAACAAUCAGCCCAUUGCUAGUCCCUUCAUGCCCAGAAACCGUGGCCGGAUGGGUCCUUUCGCUUGCGAAUAAGCACAUUGCUCGACUUCCCGGGAACCCCACGCGGAUUCCGCCCAGCGCGAGCUUCACGCCGAUCAACUCGAGUCAGAAAAACCGUUUGAACCCGGAAAUGAUGAUGAGAACAACCGUCUGGGAGCUCUUCCUCCGCCAGGCUGGAUUAAACCCGUACGCUGCGCAAGCGAUCUUAGCAUUCCUCAGACGAGAAGACGAAGAAGAGCUGACUUAUAUGCGCUGCACAUCUCGUACGGCUGACAUCUCUGACUCUUUGGAGGACGGAGGUGGACGAGGUCUCGCUAGGUUUAUCGAGAUGGCGCCAGAUCGAAGAAGGGAGGUCUUUGGUGAGCUCAUAGGUGACAGGAUGAUGGGGCGAAUCAACCAUAUUCUCGACAAAGACUGGCAGUGUGACUGGGCCCUUAACUUUGACGCUGAUGCGGAACUAUGA